AUGCUCUGUGAUAUCUUUACCCGUGGCGUCGGCCGCCGCAGCACCAUAAACAAUGGCGCAACCCAGCAGAAAAUGCUCUACUUCAGCGACGACGAGAUGGACUGCGUCCCAACAUCGCGAGACUUCAAGCCAGUUCACUUUCGCCGGCGGCACACCAAGCGCUCUGACCGCCGCCGCAGUGCAAAUGCAGACAUCCUGGAGAGCGUUGGUCUACCCCCGACGGUGUCGUACAGCGACAUGAAAGCUCUGCAAGACGGCCUCAGCGUCGAUGAUAUCUUGGGCCGCCGGUCCUCGUGCAGCGUUCGGUUCAAGGAGGCCGUGUCGAUGGUCGGUGGCAACGCAACCCAAGCCGCCCGCCGCGCCUCAAAAUCAGCCACGUCGGUGGCCCGCUGGUCAAAGAAGAUGUCACCGACAAUCAUCGACUCGAAGCUGCGAGAGAGGCCCAUCCACCAUAGCUACCAGUCCUCGGCAUUUCACGAGAUCGUCGGCUCGCCUCCUCGAUUUCAUGACAAGGUUGACAUUUCUCAGUCACAACAAUAG
Sporothrix brasiliensis 5110 is the source of this 540-nucleotide messenger RNA. RefSeq lists its product as uncharacterized. The record is from RefSeq and is a predicted model, not a curated record. The coding region runs from base 1 to 540 and encodes 179 amino acids. Lineage: Eukaryota; Fungi; Ascomycota; Sordariomycetes; Ophiostomatales; Ophiostomataceae. The transcript has a single exon.